CCGGUUUUGCGCCGGCGGCAAGAUGGCGGUUUUCAGAAGUUGGCGAUGGCUGCCAGGGGCUCGAUGGGGGCAGUUCAUUCACAGCGAGGCCUCCGCGGCGCCUUCUGACGAGCCCGCCGCUUCUCUUUAUCCGCCCGUGGUGGCUUCCCUUACCGCCAAGAGUAAAAUAGCCAAACUCCGGCGCCGGGAGGAAUACUAUAAAAGUAUUCACAACGCGCCUACGGUGGAGGAGAAAUUGGCGAUCUACGGGAAACGGCUGCGCCGCAAGUACGUGGUCUACCCGCAGACGUGGGCCUUAAAUGCAGACCGCUGGUACCAACAUUUCACGAAGACCGUCUUUGUGCCAGGGCUGCCCGCUUCGGUGUCAGUCAGCCAAGAAGACCAGAAAGACGGUUUGGAUUUGGCUGAGCUCCGCUCCCUUGUAUGCGAAGUGCUCCUUCAGGAGUAUUAUUACCAGCGCAAGAAGCGCCCCAAACUCUUCCGCAGCAGCGACCAGGGACCAGCGCCUUUCAUCACCCAACUGGUGCCAAAGCUUGCAGCCCACCUGGCUUGUCUCAACCCAGCGCUGGGUUCCUCUUCCGUCGUAGACUUUCAGCCAGAUGUACAUUUCUACUGGUUGCGUGGGGAGACAGUAGUUCCCCGAGGACACCGGCGAGGCAGGAUUGACCCGUUCAGAUUUCAGAUUGAUGAUAAGCCACGCUGUCAGAUUCGUUUAAGAAAACAACUUUCAGAGUUUGAGCCUCUUGAUUACCUGGGCCCUGGAGAUAUUCCUGUUAUCCAGCAUUUACCUGAUAAACUUCCAUUGUUCAAACGACAAUAUGAGAACAAAAUAUUUAUAGGUUCUCAAAUAUCAGAUCCAUGCUGCUAUGGGCACACCCAAUUUCAUUUGCUUCCUGACAGGGUGAAAAGAGAAAGACUGAUAAAAUUGAAUCUCACUGAUCAGAUUGAUGUUCCAUAUCGAGCCAAUGCAAUUGCAAGUCUCUUUGCGUGGACUGGAGCACAAGCAAUGUAUCAAGGAUUCUGGAGUGAGGACGAUGUGACUCGACCCUUUGUAUCCCAGGCUGUGAUUUUUGAAGGAAGAUACUUCGCUUUUUUUUGUUACCAGCUAAACACCUUGGCUUUAACUGUUGAGGCUGACCAAAAUAAUUCAAGAAGGAACAUUUGUUGGGGCACUGAAAGUAAGCCCUUGUACGAAUCAAUAGAAAAUAAUGAUGUGAAAGGUUUUAACGAUGAAGUCCUAACACAGCUUGUUAAAUUUCUGUUAAACAAACCAAAGGAAUUAUGAUAAUCUGAUUAUUCUGAAAAUACUGAAAUAAAAGUGUGUGUUUUAACAUGUUAAAAGUGGAACUGUUGAGUUAUAGUCUUAUAUAAAAUUACUGGGAUAUACAAGAGUUGUACAGGAGUGUUGCUGAUGCUGUAUAAAUGAAAUUUUAAGGUAAAUAUCUUCUUUGUGUGGUAAAUUAUUUUAGAUGAUUUUCUUUUCUACAGGAAGACACAAAUUCACAAUUGUUAAACAUCCAAUAAAGCUUAAUAUUCCAAUAAUGUAUUAUUAUUAUGUUCAUUGCACAGUCAGCCGGAUAUUUAUACUGGAUUAGGUAGUUCCAAGCAGGGUGGGUUUUUUUUUUUGUAAAAUUAGGGUGCUCAGUCCAGAUACAUUCUAUAUUUCCAGAUAUUGAAGAAGUCCUUUAGGUACACCAAGAGCUCCAAUCAUUGUAGGUCAUAACAAUGGAUUUCUUUUUUCAUAAGCAUUCAAUUUUGAUUUUAGCAACCUCAAUGUAUCAGAUGUUCUUCUUUUCAAUAAGUUAUGUCAGGCAUGUUAUAAACAAGAUGCAUAGCAUCCCAUAAGAUCUGAAUCUGCUUAUUUUCUAAAACCUCUACUUGAUGAUCCCAGUAUUUUUUAGCACAUUCAAAUCCGAACCUCUGGCAAAGUUUCCAAUGAAUAAUUCUGGCAACUCCGUCAUGAUGCUGCUUGUAGUCAGUUUCUGACACUUCACUGCAGCUACUGAUCAAAUGGUCAGUGGUUUCAUCCUUUUCACUACAAAAGCCACAUUUAGUGUUUGUUACAUGUUAAAUUUUUGCCUUCAAGCAAAUAGUUGGCAAAGCUUCCUGAGCCACUAAAAUAAAGCCUUCUGUUUUUUUAA
This is a messenger RNA of Pantherophis guttatus, 2141 nucleotides long. RefSeq names its product mitochondrial ribosomal protein S30 (gene MRPS30). NCBI's taxonomy places the organism in Eukaryota, Metazoa, Chordata, Lepidosauria, Squamata, Colubridae. Gene Ontology annotation, cellular component: mitochondrion; ribosome; mitochondrial large ribosomal subunit. Gene Ontology annotation, biological process: translation. The record is from RefSeq and is a predicted model, not a curated record. Gene Ontology annotation, molecular function: structural constituent of ribosome.